GGGCGAGCCGGGGCGGGGGGUGUCUGGGGAGCCUCAGGCAGUGGUGACAGCUCAGCAGCCAGGGCCCUCUCUGCCCCGCCUCAUGCUGGCGGGGGCUGCGCCAGGCGCCCCGAGAUGAAGCGAGCCGGGGCGCUGCGGCAGGUCUCCGACUUCAGCGACUUUGUCAGCGGCCGGCGCCUGCGGGAGCUGCUGAGCCAGCAUGGGCCGGGCCUGGCGACCCCCCACGUCCAGACCAGCCCAGAUGGGCAGCACCUCCUGCUGCUCCUGCGUGGUCGGCCGGCGCUCCAGCCGCAGGUGAUCGCCUUCCAGCGCCUGGGCACCGGGGCGGGGGACCUGGAGAGGAGCUGGCAGCCGCCCCAGCCCCCCAUCACGGAACUGCUCUUCCUGCAGAGCCCCGCAGCGCGGACCUCCUGGGUGCUGGCCGUCGUCUGGGAGCAGGGCAGGACCGAGGUGUGGGGGUUCGUGACAGCGCUGGGCUGGCAGCUGCAGCAGACCCUGGAGUUGUGCCAUGGGGCCCGGGCUCGGAUUGUUUCCAUCUGCAGCCAGGGAGGCAGUCUGGUCUGGUGCGAGGAGAGGCCCCCCUCGGACGCUCAUCUGGACCCAGGCAGGGGGGCCUUCGGGUACUGCAUCUGCACCAGGGCUCUGGAGCUGGGGGAGCAGGGGGCACACCUGGGCGCCAUGAGGAUAGUGGUGCACAACAGCCCCCAGUACCAAGUCCUGGCCUCACCCCAGCAUGUCUUCCUGGUGCCCACCGGUGCCACCUUUGCCAGCGUCUCCACGUUCCUGCUCAUCUGGUGCCCUCGGGAGGCUAAAGUCACCAUUGUGGCCCCGUCUGGCGGGAUCGUCCACAGCAAAGUCCUGCACUCCAGUGACUUCAAGAAGCUCGUGUUUGGGUCCGUGGGUCUCCUGUUGUCCAUAGCGCCUCUGGACAUUCAUACCUGUGCCCUGUCCAGCUGCGGGGGGCUCCUGCUGCUCAGCACACGAGGCACGGUGCGUCUGGUUCAGCCAGACGGGACCUGGAGACAGGUCUAUGAUCUGGGGGGCAGCUGCCUGGCCCAAGGAGACCCCGUGCAGCUGAAGGCCUUUGGCAGCACCCUGGCCUGCGUGCUGGCGGGGGUCUUGUAUCUCAUUGACCUGACCAGUGGGAGGCUGAUUGAGAAAAGACUCCUGAGCACCAAAGAGGUGCAUUUCCUGGAGUCCCCGAGAGGGGCGGAGGAGAUCCAGCUCCUCACCCCGGCCGGCAUCUAUCACUUCAGCUUCUCCAGCCCGGAGGAGGGCGGCAGGCCCGAGCCCGCCCUGGUGGAGAUGGUCUUCGAGGAAGCCUGCAAGUACUACCAGAGGCGGAGCCUCAGCAGCUCCCAGCUGACGGUGGAGAAGCUGAAGAAGGGGGACAUGUUCCAGGCACCCAUUGCGCUCUCCUCCAUCCUGCAGCACAGCCUCCCCGAUAAGGAGAGGGCAGCCAGGGCCCUCCCGGAGACCUACGCCAAGCUGCUGAGCACGAUGAGCAUGGAUCUCCAGAGCUACCUGAGCCUGGAGCUGCUCAAGUCCUGCGUCGUGGGCGCUUCGGAGAGCGAAGUCGACAGGUGCUGCGAGGAGCUGGUGGAGCAGGAGGUCAGCCGCCUCCUACACUUGGACUUGGACAGGGAGAACCUGGCCUAUCUGAACGCUGUCUUCAGCUCCUUCCCCAGGGCCUCCUGGAAAGCCAUCCGGGGCAGCCUGCAGCUGCAGCAGAAUGGAGACGGGCUCCUGGUGGCCAGGGCCACCCCAGACAUCUGGAAGAAGGUCUUGGGGGGGCCAGUCCCUAACUGGUCCCAGCAGGAGGAGCGGGGCGUCAAUGGGGCGGUCCCGCUCUUCGAGCUCAUCUGCGGCUCCCUGCACAGGUUCAAACCCAAGUGGCUGCCCAGCUUUGUGGAGCUGACCCAGCAGUACCUUGGCACCUCCUGGACAUACAGCACCAAGGAGGGCCCCGAGGGCGGGGUGCCCCUCUACAGGAGAGCGCUGGCCGUUCUCGACCGGACGCGCCACCGCACGGCCACCGACCGCGAGAUGGAGAUCGAGCUGCUGCUGUGUAGUGCGCGGCCCAAGGCCGUCCUGCAAGCCGUGCAGCUGCUCGUCCGCCUCCGCAGGUGGCAGCGGGUGGUGGAGGCGGCCGAGAAAUUUUCCAAGCUCAGCCCGCUGCUCACCAAGGAGAUCUUCUCCACCCUCCUGGCGCAGUUCGCCCAGCACCGGGACCUGGACCCGUACCUGGCCACCCUGUGGGAGCUGUGCCCCGCAGACUUGACCGUCUCGGACGUUCUCAGCAUCGUCCUGCAGCACCUCCCCCGCUCGGAGGGCGACCCGGCUCCCUUCUCCGCCGGGGGCGCCCCGCUGACCCUGGCCUUGCUGAAGCCGCUGUUGCACAAAGUGGCGCAGCAUCAGUGCACUCAGGACGAUCUUUAUGCUGACAUCUUGCAGGGCCUUCCGUUCCCGCCGCCCGCCCCGCCGAGACAGCACAGGGCUGGCCCCAAGGCCGCCCCAGAAACACCGCCGCAGACGGGAGCGUGCAGGACUCCUUGCCCGGGCUGUGACCCGAGCGAUGCUGUAUGAACAGCCGUGUGGACGGAAUGGGAGUGACAACCUAGCGAGCGUGGGUAGGGGAUGCCCCCUGCAACAGCUGGGGUGGGGCAGCAGACGCCAGCUUCCCCCCAUUUCCAGAGGCAGAGACCAACUCUAGUUAAACCUUCCUGCCUCAAACAGACUCCCAAGAGGUUGCACCGUUCAUGAGUCCAUGGGGUGAGAGGGGCGGCCCAGGCAAGACCUGGGGGAGGAUCACUGGGGUGUCUGUGGGGUUUUUACAGCUGAGGCAGUUUCUCCAGAGAAGGAGUGUGAGAGAGAGGGAGAGCUCUGACUGCAUGCGAGAGCCCCCCUCCUGGCCUACAGCACCCCUUUGAGUUAAACGCUGGCUUCCUGCCCUCUACCAAUGGAGCGUGGGGGAUAAAGUACAAGGUCUUAACCCAAAUUCCCAUUUCACUUCAUUUGUUUUUGAAAGUCCCCUGCUGUAACUUGCCCACGGCCAGGCUGUUUAGGAGCAGGCAUGCCCCUUGGCAGCACGGGAUCACUGGUGAAUGAACCCGCUCACGUGGGCACUGCUGGCCUGGACCCAGUCUCUAAAACCUCCCCACUGCGGCUGUUUCUGCUCCUGAGCUCCUGGCUGGCUGGUCCCCGGGACCGCUGCCUGGGCUCAGGCCGGAGGUGCCCUUGCCAGCGGCAACCCCGUCCGUUCAUGGCCUUGCUAGUGUCUCUCCCCCCCGGGGGAUCAGCUCAUCAGCUGCCCUGAGUGGUGAACGGCCGAUUUCCUAAUGAAACCACAGAGCGGCCGCAAGCUCAGGCCUGGGGCCGGCAGCUGUGCCUGGCUGCCCCUUGCCUGCGGCGAGGCCCCGCCUGCCCUAGCAGCGCCGGCUGGUGUCUGUAAGUGCAGGAGGCAAACUUAGACCCGGCCUCUCCUUUCCUGUUCCUGGCCCUGGGCUCUAACCUCCUCUCAGCCUUCCAAGAAACGCGGGGUGCUGUGUCAGCCUUGGCUGGCCCUUCCCCGGCCUUCCCCCCCGGCUGAGUCAGGGCCACCGGGGACCCGCUCGCCCCCUCUCCUGCCCAGGUCCCGUCUCUCCUGGGGGGACGCCAGACGCUGGUCGGCUCCCUGUGUGAAUGCAGCCACUCGGGGCAGGGCUUGCUUGGCUGGGAUUGGAAUGGGAGACCCGGCCACGCUCACAGCCCCUGCCUGGUUUGCUCCUCCCAAGGGGGUUUUGUUUUUUAAAUGGGCGAGGGAACAUUUUAAAGAAACCUAAACUGCCCGUGAAGGGUCCUGGGGCAGCGCUGGGUUUAAGGGCGGCUGAGCGCGGCCGUGCAUCUAUUUCAAUGGGAAGAGGGGGCCAGGCUGUCCGGGUGCUGAGCCCCCGUGGCUCCCACGAACUCUGGCUGGAGUUGGCUGCGCUCUCAGCCCUGCUGACUGUCUGCAGGGGGGAGGCUGCAUGGGCUGGGAGCACACGCAAGGGUUUGUGUGGGUCAGCGUGAGUUGGGAGCUGCCGGCCAGCUGGUUUCUGGAGGAGGGAGGCAUAGGGAACUGGUCGGAUCUAACGCCUCCAGCCCAGAUCCCCACGGGUGGCGCUGUCCGCGCUCUGGGCCCCACAGGCAAUCGCUGGCCGCUCGUCAGGCGCUAGCCCUUGGCCCGGGAGGAACUUUUCCGAGGGCUCCAUGUGUCACACCAGCAGGCACGAGGAGAGCUCUGGCUGGUGCUUCAGCCACUGUCUCUCCCACCCCCAGGGCCCAGCUGCAGUGGGUCAGGGCAGGCAGGGCGCCCGGGGGGCAGAGCAGAGUGUGUGCUGCAUCAGCCGCUCCCUCUCCUCCUCGCUCACCCCACUGCCCUCCCAUGCCUUCCUCUGGGCACAGGGCCCCACUCCUGGGGGGGAGCCCCUCCCUUCCAGCAAGGCCUCGCUAAUUAGCAGGGCAGGGAGGAGAGCCCCCAGAGCUCCUGCCACCCAACAGCCAGAAAUGGUGGUGACUCGACAAAGGCUCUGAGCCUCCUCCCCCUUCCACUGGGGCAUGGGGGUUGCUGCAGCCAGCCCAGCCCCAGAGGGAGGCGGGAGGUCACGCUGGCGGGAUGCAAUCAGCUGGGCUCCCUUGAGUUGCUGGGUCUAAGGGGCAGCCCCUGCAGGCAGUCAGCUGUGCUCAGGCAUUGGGCAUAGGUCCGGGGGAGGGGAGGUGUCUUCUGGAGUGACUGCCCGUCCCCUCUGUGCCUGGGUCUAGAGCAGAGCCCAGCUGUCGGGCAGCCCCCUAAGCUGUGAAGCUGCCUGGUCCCUGUUCCCAUCUGCGUCAAAGAUCAGGAGUGGGAGGUGGGUGCUUUGGGGAUUGUCUACACCAGAGCCCUUCACCUUGACUUACCUGAUCCCAUGGGUGAGCUACCCUGGCUGGCCUGGCGCCAGGUUAACUCGAGGGCUCAAGCCUUAGUGUAGACAGCUCUCGGGGGCUGAGGCAGUGCAGUGACUGGCAGCUGGGUGACUUCCAAAACAGAGAGGAGCUGUACCUGCCUAGCCCCUUCUGCCCCAAUUACUGUGUCUUACACCCCAGUCUCUCUGAAGCACGAAGGGGCUUUGCUACCUUGAGCAGCUGCUGGGCCUGCGAAUGCAGCUGCUCCUUAAAACAGCAGCUUCACUUGUCCAAGGGGUGGGGGGUCGGGGAAGGGGCUGCUCCUGGGACCAGCUCAGCUCCCUGCCUACCCAGCUGCAGGUACCUUGGUGGCCAGCAGGCCCUGUGCCAGCUUGCCCUCCCUCCGCUAGUUUUCCAGUGAGUGUCAUUAACCAGCUGGCGUAGAACAUCUCACACCGGCAAGAGAAAAGAGUUUGAGGCCGAGUUGGGCGGCUCUUUGUUUGCACAAGGAAGGAGUCUUUAGGCCGUAGUUGGCUUUGCAUGCCACUGUCCAGUUGCUCUUGUCCUAUAUGCAAUAUUAAAAGGUGUUUAACGAGUGACA
Messenger RNA from Caretta caretta (loggerhead turtle), 5500 nucleotides. It is a transcript of the gene HPS6, whose product is annotated as HPS6 biogenesis of lysosomal organelles complex 2 subunit 3. Gene Ontology annotation, cellular component: BLOC-2 complex; lysosomal membrane. NCBI's taxonomy places the organism in Eukaryota, Metazoa, Chordata, Testudines, Cheloniidae. Gene Ontology annotation, biological process: lysosome localization; organelle organization; protein localization to membrane. The record is from RefSeq and is a predicted model, not a curated record.